Molecule: messenger RNA, 252 nt
Organism: Parnassius apollo (apollo)
Lineage: Eukaryota; Metazoa; Arthropoda; Insecta; Lepidoptera; Papilionidae
Source: the annotation of a GenBank genome assembly
AUGGACGUUGCUGGUGCUUUGUUGCCCUUUACUCAAGUAGUGCGUCCAGAGCUUACUAUCCACGUGCAGGAAGUUCUAACGCAGGCCGAUCGUGAAGUUAUGGACCCUCAAAAACCAAAACAAAUACCAGAAAUAAAAGAACCCGGUGACAGAAGUGAUGAUGAAACAAAAAAGAGUCCAGUAAAAUCUAAAGGUGUAAGAGAUUGUGUAAAAGCAGAAGUAAAAAACGGUAGGAAAGGUAGUCCGGCCUGA